Molecule: messenger RNA, 1755 nt
Organism: Trypanosoma cruzi
Lineage: Eukaryota; Euglenozoa; Kinetoplastea; Trypanosomatida; Trypanosomatidae
Exons: 1
Coding region: 1-1755 (584 amino acids)
Biological process (GO): transmembrane transport
Cellular component (GO): membrane
Molecular function (GO): transmembrane transporter activity
Source: RefSeq, a predicted model, not a curated record
AUGGAAUACCGCAUCAAUGAACUUGGCCGUUUCCGGAUUCUUCUUGGUGGCCUUGCUGCUUCGCUCUGCAUGUCGGUGAUUUACGGCUUUAAUCUUCUCAGCAAUCAUAUUCAGAAUGAGUUUGACCUCAACGCGAACGACUUGACGACCAUAACAACCGUUGGCAUUGUUGUUGGGCUGGUGACGUUCCCCGGAGGCAUACUGCUGGACUACGCGGGGCCGAAGUGGGUACUCGCCAUCUCCACCGUUACUUGUUCACUGGGCGCUCUUCUCUUUGGGCUUACAUUUCAAGGAGUCAUCGCCGCCUCUGUGUUGCGUUUUUCGGUCUUCUGUGCGUUUUUGAACUUUGGGUGCUUCUGGUUUGACACUGGAUCACUGAUGGCGGUGCUCGGGAGCUUUCCGCUGACGAGGGGUCCUGUGGUGGCGCUGAUGAAGACAUAUGGCGGUAUCGGCUCCUCUGUGCUUGCUGUGCUUAACUACAGCUUCUUUUAUGAGAAGUAUGCGGCCUACAUGUACUUCUUGGCAAUUACUGUGGUGCUUCUUGGUGGCUUUUCGAUAGUUUUUGUUCAAUUCCCACCGUAUCACAUUGUCGAUCGCGAGAAGAAAACAUUGCCGCUUGAAAUCCAGGAGCGACGAAAGCUUAUUGAGCCUUAUUACCUGCAACAGCGUCCACCGAUACAGCGAUUUAUUGUUGGCUGCAUCGUCGUUAUUUCCCUUAUCAUAUACCUGGUGACGCAGUCACUAUGCUUGGCCUACGUGAGCGGCAUCUCUAAAAAUACCCGCAUCGGCAUCACCAUUGGGGCGAUUAUUCUCUUAUUCUCGUUGUCGGUGAUUGUAGCGCCCUUUCGGUUUCUUGGUGGCAUGUCAAAACCGCCGAACGAGGAACUUCCGCCGCUGCCGGAUGAAUUGGCAGAACCGGUGCAGCUAUCGUCGAAAGAAGCAGCGGAUAGGGCUGUGAAGGAGACGCAUGUUCCGAGCGACAUUGACCCGCAGUAUCAGGGUACUUUCUGGGAGGACCUGAAGACACCGGACCUGUGGAUGAUGUGGUGGAACACUUUCGUCACUUGGAGCUGUGCACUUGUCAUUUCCUUCAACAGUGCCCAGAUAUACCGUGCAUUAAACGAUAAUGAAUACGACACCGCCACAAAUUCGAUGUACUCGGCUAUCAUUGGUAUCGGGAACGCCCUGGGUCGUUUGGCGGUGGGGAUCAUAGAGUUUUUGAUCCUCCGACGAUCUCCAGAGCGUCGUCCUGCAAUCACAUGUCUCUACCCGGUUGCCUCGUGCAGUUUGUUUCUGAGCGUGUUUUUCUUAUUGGUUUUGCCCUUGCGAUCCAAGGCCGUCAUUCUUGGUUUCUUGCUUGGCGGGAUUGGCAACGGUGCAGGCUGGGCGAGCACGGCUUUGGUGAUGCGCUCCGUCUACUCGAAGGACAUCGGCAAACACUACAAUUUCAUGUAUGUUGGUGCAUUUUUUGGUAUUAUUGUACUUAACCGUUUUGCAUACGGAGAGCAAUUAACGCGGGCUACAAAGAAGGGCCCUCACUACCCCAAUUGCGGUGGCAAGGCAUGUAUCCAGAAUGGAUUCAUUGUAUUCCUGUGCGUACUUGCAACCGCCAUUGUUGCUAGCACGCUUGUGCACGUCCGAUACACACGCUUUAUUAAAAAUACGCGUGCCGCUUGCGGAGAGAGGAACCCUGAGCCCAUUGUUUCUAAUGCUGAGAAACACCCGGAGGGAAGCUCCGCCACUGCAAAUAACUAG